UGAAAUUUAUUCAAUGUGUUUCAGUCGACACCCUGAGGUGAAGUGGGCUCAAAGGCAGGAUAAGGUUUAUAUGACUGUGGAAUUGCCAGAUUCUAAAAAUGCCAAUAUUAAUCUUGAUCCUCAAGGACUUUUUACAUUCUCUGGUACUGCUGGACCUGAAAGCCUGAAUUAUGAAUUAACAUUGGAUCUUUUUGAUGAGGUUAAUGUCGAGAAAAGCAAAAUUAGUGUUGGUGUGAGGGGUAUAUUUUGUGUAUUGGAGAAAGUCGAAAUAAAAUGGUGGAAGAAACUUCUGCGAGGAGAUGGAAAGACGCCUCACAAUGUGAAAGUAGAUUGGGACAAAUGGGUGGAUGAAGAUGAUGAUCAGGAUACAGGUACGUACGUACUUGCCAAUAUUAAUUAAUCUAAUUUGUUUUGAAUGAA
Impatiens glandulifera is the source of this 420-nucleotide messenger RNA. RefSeq lists its product as uncharacterized. The coding region runs from base 14 to 400 and encodes 128 amino acids. Gene Ontology annotation, molecular function: protein-folding chaperone binding; Hsp90 protein binding. The transcript is spliced from 2 exons. NCBI's taxonomy places the organism in Eukaryota, Viridiplantae, Streptophyta, Magnoliopsida, Ericales, Balsaminaceae. The record is from RefSeq and is a predicted model, not a curated record. Gene Ontology annotation, biological process: chaperone-mediated protein complex assembly; protein folding. Gene Ontology annotation, cellular component: nucleus; cytosol.